Messenger RNA from Pseudocercospora fijiensis CIRAD86, 1428 nucleotides. RefSeq lists its product as uncharacterized. NCBI's taxonomy places the organism in Eukaryota, Fungi, Ascomycota, Dothideomycetes, Mycosphaerellales, Mycosphaerellaceae. The record is from RefSeq and is a predicted model, not a curated record. The annotation marks the transcript as partial. The transcript is spliced from 3 exons.
GCAGGCUCCUCGGACGACCAUUUCUCCUCCGCCGAUGAAGGCACUCCAAACCCCAAUCGCAUGAGUACAGACGGGUCUCAGUCUCCUAUUCCGAUCACCCGCGUAGAAAGAGUCGACGACAAAGCUGCACAUGGCGAAGUGCCUGGAACUCCAGCUUAUGAGCAACGCUUGCAAGACGCCGUCCCUGACGAACUCGAGAUCGUGCCUGAGGGCAGGAGACCCAGGAGUGGCACUCAAAGCCGGUCAAGGAGUCACUCCAACCUCAGCGUAUCUAGCAGACCAAACACUCCUGGCGGCUCUCCUGUGCCGAAGUUGGUCGUAGAGAGAGUCGACAAUAAGCCAGCGCAUGGCGAGGUAGUUGGUACACCAGCACACGAGAUGAGAAUGGCGGAUGCCAUCCCAGACGAAGUGCGGACAGCCCCGCCUGAGGCCAGAGAUGGCCAGAAUGAUCCAGAAGACAGCCAAGCAUUCUUCAAGUCCAUGUGGGAGAGCAAACCAGAAGAGAAACAGGCUACGCAAGCACAGAAUAUAGAAGAGGAUGAGCCCUCAAAUGACGAAGAUGAAGGAGACGAUGGAUUUGGUGACGACUUUGACGAAUUUGCAGAGGGCGGCGAGGUUGAUGAUUUUGGGGACUUUGACGAAGCAGAGCCAGAAACACCGACAGCACCACCUCAAGAACCUGAUUACACUCCCUCUUCAAUACUGAGCACAUUGGCAGGCCUUCCGCCUCUGGACCUCAAGCUCGAUCUCUCCGGUUCCGAUCUCCAGGAUACCAUAGCGCCCUAUUUGGACCUCAUAUUUCCGGACUCAAAUGCACCGCCUCCUGCCUCAUCGUUGCCGCCACUUGACAUGUCCAACAGCUCGCCAUUCCUCUCAGAUCGUUCACUCUCCCUGUGGCAACAGCUGGUGUCGCCACCGCCCAUGCAGCCGCCAAACUGGACAAGGAGCAGAAUUCGCCGCCUUUUCCUCGUAUCAUUAGGUGUACCAGUAGAUCUUGAUGAGAUUCUUCCACCUUCGAAGCAGAAGCGCUUGGUCCUGCCCAACAUUAAUCUUACCUCCCCGCGAGCUUCGACUGCACAACUUCAGCGAUUGAAAGAGGGCGGUAAUGAUAGCUCUACUUCAAUAGACUCGAAAACUGGGGAGAGGAAGAAGGGUGGCCUAAAACGAUCUGGGACUGUGAAAGGCCCUCCUCCGCCUCCCGAUUUCGACUCAAACAGAGCUAUGCUCAUCUGCAGAACGACCGAAGAGGCAUUGAAAAACCUUGAUGACCAAGACUUGAAGGAUCAUGUUUUCACUCUCGAGAUACUCAUUAAAGAGGGCAACAAGGUGCACGAGUAUUGGUUACAACGGACCGACGAUGCACUGAAAGAAAAGGAAGCGUUGGAAGGCGUGAUCGAGAAUUUGGUCGGAUUUGUGAAAGGCAGGAGA